AGUUGCGAGUGGCGAGAUCACAUCAUUCAUAAUGUCUCUCUUCAUGAGUUCUCGUUGUACCGUGUGCCUCAAAAAGAUGAAUGCCGUGAAAAGUCUUCGGCCUACAGCUACGAGGAUCAUACCGACAGCUUGGUAUGGCAUUAGUGCCGUGGAUUAUGAUCCAAAGUUUUAUACUCUGGAUCCAAUCAAUGAUGGAGAAAAGAAAUUUGACAAGAUCCUGAUAGCGAAUCGAGGUGAGAUUGCCUGCAGAGUUAUAAAGACAGCCAAGCAGAUGGGAAUCAAGACAGUGGCUGUGUACAGUGAAGCAGAUGGACUAUCACUGCACACAAAGAUGGCAGAUGAGUCUGUUUGCGUUGGGCCUCCACCAACGAAUAAAAGCUACCUGAACAUGGACGCCAUUCUUGAGGCUGUCAAGUCAACAGAUGCGCAGGCCGUUCAUCCAGGUUAUGGGUUUCUGUCAGAAAACACAGAAUUUGCAAGGGAACUGACGGAGAUGGGUGUGACAUUUAUCGGGCCAAAUAGCAAGGCAAUUAGCUCGAUGGGAGACAAGAUCGAAAGCAAGAAGAUCGCCCUCGCGGCGAAGGUGAGCACGAUCCCCGGCUACGACGGCGUUGUUAAGGACGAGGAAGACUGUGUGAAGAUCUCCAACGAAGUUGGCUACCCCGUCAUGAUCAAGGCGUCGGCCGGCGGCGGAGGCAAGGGCAUGAGGAUUGCGUGGAACGACAAGGACGCAAGGACCGGUUUUCGCCUCUCAUCUCAGGAGGCCGCGUCCAGCUUUGGAGAUGACCGUCUGCUAGUAGAGAAGUUUGUGGACAACCCCAGGCACAUAGAAAUGCAGAUCAUCGGUGACAAGCAUGGCAACUACGUGUACCUAAAUGAGAGAGAGUGCUCUAUACAGAGGCGAAAUCAGAAAGUCAUAGAAGAGGCUCCUAGCACGUUCGUGGAUCCUGAGAUGCGCGUGCGCAUGGGAGAAGAGGCGGUGCAGCUCUCCCGGGCCGUCGGCUACGACUCCGCCGGCACCGUCGAAUUCCUCGUCGACUCGCAGAAGAACUUCUACUUCCUGGAGAUGAACACACGUCUUCAGGUGGAGCAUCCGAUCACGGAGGCGAUCACGGGCCUCGACCUCGUGCAGCAGAUGAUCCGCGUCGCCUACGGACACCCGCUCAACUUCACGCAGAGCGACAUCGGCAUCCGAGGCUGGGCCCUCGAGUCGCGCGUCUACGCAGAGGAUGCAUUUAAGAACUUUGGCCUGCCAUCUGUUGGCCGUUUGAUCAGCUACAUAGAGCCACUUCAUGUCCCUAAUGUUCGCUGUGACAGUGGUGUCAGGGAGGGCAGUGAAAUCAGUAUUUACUAUGACUCCAUGAUCUGCAAGCUGGUGACGUACGGAGAAACUCGCAAUGAGGUGCUGAAGAAUAUGGUGGAGGCUCUCGACUCGUAUGUUAUCAAAGGAGUGACUCAUAAUAUCCCACUUUUGCGUGACAUCAUGACGGAAAGUAGGUUUAUCAAGGGAGACAUCACCACUAAGUAUUUGGCUGAGAUUUACCCAGACGGAUUUAAAGGUUCGCAGCUGUCGGAGUGUGCCUCAAGACAGCUGAGCGCGCUAGCGGCAAUAAUCAAGUGUAAGGCGGAUGCUCGUUCUAGAAAUUUCAGCAACCAGAGCAGAAUUCCCAUGGAGCCAAUGACAACGGAUAGCAUAUGCUUGAAUGUGCAGAGAGGAGAUAAUCAAAAUGACGUUGUCGUGCGCUGGAACAAGACGAAGGAAGAAUUCUACGUGAUGUUCAACGACGGCGCGAAGGUGACGGUGACGAACAACUUCAGCCUCGCCGAUACCGUCAUCACGCCGGACGUCGACGGUGAACCGGUGACGUUCCAGCUGCUAAACAAGGACAUGGGUGGAAACAUAACGCUGCAGUACCAGGGCACGCAGUUUGUGGUCAAGGUUCUCGAUGACAAGACUGCCGACUACCUGCGCUACAUGAAGGAGACACCGACGGUUGACACGACGCGUGUCAUCAACGCGCCCAUGCCCGGCCUCAUCAAAAGCAUCUCGGCGAAGGUCGGCGACACUGUUGUGGAAGGCCAGGAGAUCUGCGUUAUAGAAGCGAUGAAGAUGCAGAACAGUCUGUCGUUCGGCGUGACAGGAAAGAUCAAGGCAUUGAAUUGCAAGGAAGGCGAAAUGGUGGAAGAGGAUGCCGUCUUGGCCGAGCUGGAAUAGUGAACUGCCGCUGAUGUUCCUACUAGUGCUACCGGAAACAAAUCAGUGCACUUAUCAUGUACUUGUCUGUAGUUAACAGAACUCUCGUAAUCUUUGUACACGGGCGUACGUUCUUACAUGGGCAAACGUGAAAGGUGGUAGCGUGACGUAGUCAAAAUAGCUGCGGUCUGUGUCAGUUUCCCAUGCAGUGUGUGAAAGUGUUUGUGGGGUUUUUGUAACUGGUGUUAUUAGGAUUUUCACUCUGCAAAUGACUAUGUCAUUUUGUCAAGAAUUGUUCGACUAGAAGUGAAUCGCUACUGAAUCGCAUAACGAGCUAGACAAACUAUGCAAUGAAUUUUGUCCAGCAGGAUAUUCAACCAGGAACAUAUUGUUCUGACUGUUGUUGUUUAAUGUUUAUAUGAAAAUGGUAGCAUCUAUGCGAAUCAAUACUGAAUUGCAUGCAGAAUUAUACUUGUAAAUAAACGAAAAUUUAAGAGUCAAAUUAAACCCAGGUUCUGUACAAUGCCUCAAAACCAUGGCCAUAUAACCAGCAUUACGCUGCCACACGUUGUCUGUCAUCGUGCAGGCACAUAACCAGGAGUAGAUAAUCUCGAAGAGAAAAAUAUUUUUCUUAUUAUUUGCUCCCGAUAUAACAGACGAUAUUUCUUAUCGUGUAAGCGGUUAUCAGGUCAGUUCCUUAGAGUAUAGUUUUUAUACAUUUAGUAAACCGUUCUAAUAAAUCUUUCAAAACAAGAAACCUCAUGGCACAUUCAGGUAUCUUACGUCGUCUCUGAAUGUAGUGUACUGAAUGUAAUCGUACUGUUGCUGUAAUGUAAUUAGCUUGCAUAUAAAUAUAGGAGGCUAUAGUGAAUAUAGUACGUGAUAAUAUAUUGUCAUAAAAACAGCAGCCAUCAGUCGGAGUAGAUGGCACUGAACGCUCGCGUGGCGCGCAUCAACGUGCUUCAGUGAGUUUAAUCUAAAGUCAUAAUUAAUAAUCCAUGUUUAGCCCGAUAGCAAGCGCAGAAAUCUAUUCCUGGUUUUUGAUCACGUAGUGCUAACAGAUUAAUCUAGAGAUCGUGUGUGUCUAUGCAGGCGUGUACGUGUCUAGCGACCACGAGUGAGAAUUGGGAAAUCAAACGUGAAGUUUGUAUUAAAUCAUUUUUAUAUCGAUGUGUUGUUCACAGCAGAAUAGAGAGACGAGAGCUGAAGUUAGAUGCAAGUGAUAAGAGCUAGUUUGCAGAAGAUAGCAGUUCGUUCUAGUAUAGUAGUUAGUUAUAAUGGCGUAGGAGCAUGUAUGUAAUGUGUGAGCACGUGUGGUUGUAUGUACCUGUGGGUCUGUGUGCGCGAAUUAAUGAUCAGUUUGUCAGGUUGGAUGAUACGGUUAUAUUUUACAUACCCUGUCCAAAUCGGCCCCACCCCUCUUUUCUUCGCCUGCUAGAGUAAGUGGUGCAGUAAUGUGCGAUAGCUAUAAUAUAAUAUCAAGAGUACAUAAUAACACCUGUAUGUUAUUAUGUAUGUGCACACAGGUGUUAUUAUGUACUCUUGAUAAUAUAAAUGCACUUUACAUUGUAGACUAUUGUGAUGUGUAUGACUAAUGACCAGAUUCUGCUGCUGCUGCUGCUGCUGCUGAUUGUGAUGAUGAUGAUGAUGUUGAUGAUGAUGAUGAUGGUGGUGAUGAUGGUGAUGCUCCUUAGCUCAAAAUGUUGACAGAUUUGUGCAGCGCUGUGUAAAAUGGAUACGAAUAAGUCGAUGCCAAUAAUAGCCGAUAAAUUAUUAGGAGAAAUGUGCGUUGAGUUCUGUUAUGUUACAUGUUCAGUGGCAGCGUAUGGUGCGAAUUGCUUAACUUGGUACCAGUUCUUUCAAAUUGAGGCCGUGGCUACGCGUCCGGUUACCGGACGCCCAGCUCCCAGGCUACGCAUCCGGUCAAAUAUUUCUUAUGUGAACCCAACUACAUUUUUUCAGUAAAAAAACAAGAAACAAUAAGUUUUUACCAUAAUAUUACUUACCUUUCGGUAUUUUAUCAAAAAAUGUGUUUUUGUAACAUUUGAAGCAAUAGUAAAUCCAGUAAAAUCAACGAUUUGAAAGGGGCGUGGCCUAAUCGUGACGUGGAUUUGGGAAUCUGUGCUGAGCCUUGUAAUUGAUGACCGGACUCGUAGCCACUGCGUAAAAUUAAACAUCGGUCUCUCUGUGUGAAGUCCGAUUGAACGCAGCAUGUUCGUUGUGGCGUGUACAUUUGAGAUAUAGUAUUUAUUAGGGUUUGUUGUUGGAGUGUAAAACCAAAAGGUCUAACUUGUGAGGUGUGAAUUCUAAUCAGUAUACGAAACGGAAUAGCUACGCAUAAUGACAUAUAAUUAUUUUUAAGAAAUUAGUAGGCUACGCGAAAACUGUUGUUCUUUCAUCCUCUUUUUGCGCUUUUCUUUUUAGCAUAUUUGUUACUAAAUUCGUUUGCCCAGCUGUUUCUCUCGUGUAGUCGCAGUAAUGUUUGUCGGGUUCACACUCGAGGUGUAAUUAGUGAAUGUAACACGUUGUUUACAACCCUACUCACGUCGAUGAAGUUUGUCGUUAGGAGAUGAUGCGCGCAGCACGCGCCAGCGAUGUGUUAUCAAGAGUACAUCUAUUAUUUAAUCUUGGUGUUAUGGAGCUAUAGCAAGAUGAACUAGUCAUGGGUCGUAGAAAUCGCAGUCGUGUUGUUUACAACUAACGGGGCUCAAAUCAACGGUUGUCACGAUCGCAUCAAAUAAACCACGAUACUAUAUUUCUUGGCCAAAU
Priapulus caudatus is the source of this 4963-nucleotide messenger RNA. Its product is annotated as propionyl-CoA carboxylase alpha chain, mitochondrial-like. The coding region runs from base 32 to 2215 and encodes 727 amino acids. Gene Ontology annotation, cellular component: mitochondrion. Gene Ontology annotation, molecular function: ATP binding; metal ion binding; propionyl-CoA carboxylase activity. Lineage: Eukaryota; Metazoa; Priapulida; Priapulimorpha; Priapulimorphida; Priapulidae. The transcript is spliced from 20 exons. The record is from RefSeq and is a predicted model, not a curated record.